This is a messenger RNA of Aspergillus pseudotamarii, 2361 nucleotides long. It is a transcript of the gene mirD, whose product is annotated as putative MFS siderophore iron transporter. The record is from RefSeq and is a predicted model, not a curated record. Bases 266 to 2041 code for a protein of 591 amino acids. The transcript is spliced from 4 exons. Gene Ontology annotation, molecular function: transmembrane transporter activity. Gene Ontology annotation, biological process: transmembrane transport. Lineage: Eukaryota; Fungi; Ascomycota; Eurotiomycetes; Eurotiales; Aspergillaceae.
CCCCUUUGCGUGCAAGGAUAUUGGCCAGUGGUUACGAAUCUUUCCCACGCGGUCUUUGCCACAAACAAUAGCUCCAUCAAAGUGGAUAAGGCAUGGUCCGAUCGUUCUCCGGUGUGGUCUGCUAGGUUUGCCUUAGUCGCGAAGAGAUCCAACUUACAAAACGGCUCCUAGGAAGCUUGUCUCACGAAGAUCUCACAACCUCUGUCUCAACCCGCGGCAAUCUCUUUCUACCAGAGUGUAGUAGAGUACGUUCUCUACUCUCAACAUGUUGAAGAAGUUCUUCGAGAAAUCGGAUGGCCCAACUGAGGCUAAUCCGAACCCUCCGGAAUAUGGGACCAAUGAAGAUAUUCAUCCAGGCUCAAAACACCCAGAAGAAGUGGUCAACGAUGAUGUCUCAAGGGAAGAUGUGCCUGAUGAUGCAGCUCAGGACGGUGUAGCACAAGCUGAAGCCAUCACAUUAACAUGGAAUAAAUGGUCCCUGGGAUCGGCCUAUGUUCUCAUGUGGCUCUUGUACUUUGUGAAUGCUUUUCAAUCUUCGAUCACUGGGAAUCUAUCAGCCUACGUGACUAGUGGAUUUGAAUCACACUCGCUGAUCCCGACCAUUAGUGUCGUCUCCAGCGUCAUGUCAGCCGCAACUUAUAUGCCGCUUGCGAAAAUUCUGAACCUGUGGGACCGCUCCAUUGGAUUCCUAGUCAUGGUUCUGUUCUCCAUCCUUGGCUUGGUAUUGUCUGCAACAUGCUCGAAUAUCGCAACGUACUGUGCAGCCCAGGUUUUCUACAGUAUCGGCUUUGCUGGUUUGAUUUUCAGUAUCGAUGUUAUCACCGCGGACACUUCAUCGCUGCGCCAUCGAGGACUUGCUUACGCAUUUACUUCUUCUCCUUAUAUUAUCACGGCAUAUGCAGGAUCGGCUGCUUCUGAGCAUUUCUACGAGUCAAACUGGCGAUGGGCAUACGGUUGUUUUGCCAUUGUUCUGCCUGUUGUUGCCUUGCCGAUGUUCUGUCUUCUUCGGUACAACCGCCACCUGGCAAAGAAGAACGGCCUUUUGAAACCAAGAGAGAAGAGCGGCAGGACGAAGAUGCAGAGUAUCAUCCACUACAUCAUCGAGUUCGAUCUCCUGGGAACCUUCCUUCUCGCAGCCGGUCUCGUUCUUUUCCUCCUCCCUUUCACCAUCGCCGGGUCUGCGGAAGAUGACUGGGCAUCUGCUCACAUCAUCGUUAUGCUUGUUGUCGGUUUCGUUGUCUUGAUCGCCUUCGGUCUUUCUGAGCGCUACCUCGCUCCAGUGCCCUUCCUCCCCUACGAGAUCCUUCUCUCCAGAACGGUUUUGGGUGCUUGCCUUAUCGACGUUACCUACCAAGUUGCAUACUACUGCUGGUUCGACUACUUCACAUCAUACCUACAGGUUGUCUAUGGCACCAGUAUUGCAACUGCUGGAUACAUUAGCAGCAUCUUUGACGUGGUUUCCGGAGUUUGGCUUUUCGUUGUCGGUUUCUUAAUCAUGAAAACGGGCCGUUUCCGGUGGCUGAUCCAGGGCGCCGUGCCUCUUUAUCUUCUUGGAGUGGGCCUGAUGAUUUACUUCCGCAACCCAAGCUGGUCAGUGGGCUACACGAUUAUGUGCCAGGUCUUCCUUGCCUUUGCCGGCGGUACGAUGAUUAUUUGUCAACAGGUUGCCGUGCAGGCCGCUGCUGACCACAACCACGUCUCCUCGGCUCUUGCCUUCCUCAACUGCUUCGGUAACAUCGGUGGUGCGAUCGGUGGCAGUAUCUCUGGUGCUAUCUGGACUCACACCCUGCCUGACGCAUUGAAACGUCUUCUGCCCGACUCUGUCAAGAGCGACUGGGAAACGAUCUACGAUGAUCUUGACGUUCAACUGAGCUACGAAAGAGGCACACCCGAACGACAGGCAAUUGCCCUUGCUUACGCUAGCUCGCAGAAGAAUAUGUUGAUUGCUGGAACGGCUAUCAUGGCCCUGUCGCUUAUCUGGAUGUUCGUCCUGAGAGACAUCAAGCUUACGAAGCAGCAAUCCAAGGGUAUUCUGUUCUAGAUUAUGCUUUGUGUUUGCCGACAUCAGCAACAAAGCGAUAUACUCCCCAUAAAAACAAAUGCAUGUUUGAUGAGCAUUUUUUUCGUACCGUGCAUACGGACUACUGAUUACUGAAAGAUCCGGCUCUCUUGGAGGUUGAAGAGCGGAUUAUUUGAAAUCUUCGGAAUUAUUCGUAUAGGAGAUACCAGUCUAUCUAGCGGGCGAGGCGGUGGUAAUUCCCAGCAGAGUUGAAGGGAAUGAAGAUAUCCAAGGAGUACCGCCUAUUAGUGAUAGACAUAGUUUAAUGUAAUACUGUGCGACGCCACUCAUAGCUUUGAUUA